CGAGCUGCCUACACAGAUUGAAGAUAUUUGACCAAUGUUCGGGGUUAAAUGGUAGGGGACAACUCGGUCUUGGGACGAGUUGGUACCGAAGCCAGUUAACCCGCACUCUCUUGCAGGUGAUCGAAAAAAAUCGAUCUGCAGGAGCCAGACUGGGAGGAUCGAUUUUGUGGUCACCUCACUUCUAGCUGCACUAUUUCGAAGCCUGUUAACCACUCCAUGUGCGUGCUUUGCGACAUUUUGUUGUUUUGGAUCGGUCAGCCAUGGAGGUUAAAACAAAGCUUCAGAAAAAAAGGGAGAGUGUUAACAGGCGUACAUUUAAUAAAUGGGAUUUCAAAGACGAAUUCAUAAUUUUGAAGAUGGAUGAUCAAGGCAACAUUACAAAACUCCUGUGUAAAAUAUGUGCUACUCACUUGACAGAUAUCAUCAAUGAGGCCCACCGACGUAAUAUGAAAGGCGUUGUUGUCGAUGGGAUUGUGAAACUGGCCAGUGGAGUGGAAUGCAUACACAAAGGAAAUUUGUGCAGACACAUCAAGACUGGUGGACUGCAUGACUGGGCAAAAAAGAAGUAUGGUAUGGAAAAUAUUAUCUCCCCCAGUCCAUCAACGUUUUCUUCAGCUGGGGAAUAUGCCACUCAGACGAGCAUUGAUACCGUUAUCUACACGGAUACUCGUACUGAAUACAAACAUCUUUUCAACACGGCGCUCUUCGUCGCCAGACAGGAAAUGUCGCUUGCGGAAUUUCCACGACUGAUCGACCUACAGAGCAAAAAUGGGAUGCAUUUCGUCACUGGCAGAGAUUGUGAAAAGUGCUGUCGACAAUUUGUGUCCUUCCUCGCGACUGUUUUACGCGGUGAUAUUGAAAUGAUGAUGAACAGAGCGAACUUCUUCUCUGGUUUCAUAGAUGGCCCACAAUCAAGAACUACUGGGUCAGAAAAGGAACUUACUUAUGGGAAAAUUGUCGUUAAUGGAUGCCCAACGGUGCUCCUUCUGAAAUGCCAGGAUUUGUCGGAGAUCGAAGGAGAUGAUGAUGCCCAGUGUGUGAAGAGUGUUUACGACAAAACAUUCUUAGAUGUGUUUAACAUGCCACCAGAAAGGUACGCAAUGCUGAUGGUUAGUGUCUGUACAGAUCGUCAGAAUGUGUACAACACUGCAUGCAAACAAUUGAAACAGGAUCACGAUCGGGAAUGGCUGUUGAUUAAUCACUGUCUGAACCACCAUCUCGAAUUGGCCAUAAAGGAUGUGUUCAUGUCAGAUGCUGCGUUCCGAGAUAUUGAUGACAUGAUGAUGAACAUAUACCACCAUUUUAGAAACAGUGGCGAAGCCACACGAAUAUUCGUUGGAACAGCGUUUGCUCUGGGAGUAAUUUGUGUAACGUUCGUGAAGGCCCAUGGAACGCAUUUCCCAAAUCUUAAGUAUCGAGCAUGUAAAGCAAUGCUGAUAAACUAUCUUCCAUUCUGCAAGUAUUGCGAAAAAAUGAUCGAGAUGAAAGGGGCUUGCAGGGCUGACGCUGAAGCGGAAUUGAAAGAUCACCUCAACAAACUCAUGACCUACACGUUCCUAACUUCUGUGAACUUCUACCGACAAGUUCUACGAAUCACAACACGCUUGGCAUAUGUGAUGCAGAACAGUUCGGUUUUACUAACUGACGUCAUGGAUGCAAUGGCAGAGGCCAUUCGACAUCUGAAUGAGCUUGCAGAAUCAGAGGUCGACUUGCCAUUUGAGGCAAAGAUUGGUGAAGAUGAUUCUGUCAUGAUAUAUGCAAAGGCAACCAACCUACCAGUAACCCAAGCGUUCAGAGAAAAACACCAGCUCACAGAAAAGAUAAAGAAGAGAGUUGCACAACUGACACAGGUUACAAAACAAGAGGUCCGUCUGAAGAAUGUGAAGCAAGGUCAAGACUCCGUGAAACGAAUCAAAGAUAAAUUGAUUCCUGCAGUUAUUAACGCUAUUGACCCCCGUUUAGUUCCAUUUCAAUCGGAAGAGGAUAUCUACAAUUCUGUCCAGCUUGCAGACCAUUCAACAUGGGAUUUUGAUGACAACCUGUUUGGGAUGGACAAAAUAAAGAAGCUGAGUGAACAUUUCCACGUCUGUCUAGAAUUUCAUGGCUACAACAUGAGCAAAGCAAUGUCCGAGUUCUUACAACUGAAAGCUCUGAUUCGUCAGAAGUAUCGUAAUCACAUCAACAAACUCCAGGUGUGGAAAGCCAUAUUCGUGCAUUUUGGUGGAAAAUUUCCUCAUAUUCUGCUGCUGAUUGAGUUGUGCCUUUCCCUGGCGUGGUCGUCAUCGACAGUUGAGUUGGGAUUCAACGUCUGCAGCCGCAUAUUAACAGACGGUAGGGCGACGCCCAAGAAAGGCGCUUUGGAUGAUCUACUGAUGCUGCGUGUCAACCUACCGGCCAUGGAGGCCCUGGAACCAGAAUAUGCCAAUGAUCUGGUGAACAAGGCAGUCGAUCUGUUUCUCUCCAAGCCCAGGCGACAGUGUGGCAAGCCCAGAAAUCGCGCGAUAGUUCCGGAGGAGACCAAACACAAUUCUGGAUUUCUGCCCACGCCUUUCAGUGCCUCGACAAAUGAGCUUCUGGAGGACGAGGAUUUCCUCAUGUUGAGCGACAGCAGUGAGAGUGAUAGCGAGUCCAGCGAUGAAUACCACAAUGACAUGGACGCCGAUAGUCAGGUGUCCAAUGAUUAUGUCAUGGAAGCCGAGGCCCAACCGACUUGUGAUGAUGAAGAAUGUCCAUUAACGUUCAAGGUGGAACCUGCAUGGGAUUAGACUGAGAUAACUACAUGUCAGGAAAAAUGAUACAAAGUACGAAAUCCCAAAAUCAGCUGUUGUUUCAGCAAUUGUGUCAUGGAAACCGCUGUCCAGUCAUCUUGUGAUGAUGCAUUGGAGUGUGUCCAUUAACUUUAAGGUAGACCCUGAAUGGGAAUAGACUUGAUAGUUACAUGGCAUGAACACCGAUGGUCAACUGCUGUUUGAAUCCUUGUGCAAUGGAAACCGUUUGUCCAGCCAUCUUGUGAUGGUAGAGGAUGUCAGUUAAGAUUUAAGGUAGAGUAGAACCUGUUUGGGAAUAGCUUGAGAACUACAUGCCAUGAAAAAAAAAAAAAAAAACACAGAAAAAACCCAACCAGCAACUAGAAUAAGAAAUACCAUGAUGACAUGGAGACCAAUAGUCAGGUGUUUCAAUGAUUAUGCCAAGCAACCCGUUGUCCAGUCAUCCUGUGACGAUGUAGAAUGUUAGUUAACUUUUGAAGUAGAAUCUGAAUGGGAAUAGAUUGAGAGCUACUUGUCAUAAAAAUUAUACAUAUUAAGUAGAUCUAUACCAUGAUAAUAUGAACUGUUUGGUAUAGUAUAGUUAAUUAAUAAAACGGUUAAAUGUGA
Gigantopelta aegis is the source of this 3374-nucleotide messenger RNA. RefSeq lists its product as uncharacterized. The record is from RefSeq and is a predicted model, not a curated record. The coding region runs from base 261 to 2765 and encodes 834 amino acids. The transcript has 2 exons. NCBI's taxonomy places the organism in Eukaryota, Metazoa, Mollusca, Gastropoda, Neomphalida, Peltospiridae.